GAGAGUACGAAUUGUAAUGUAUUUGAAAACGCAAAGUUUUAAAAAACAACUUGGCAUUAUACUAAAUGUCCUUUGAGCAGUAGCUGGCCACUUGGGAGAACCUCUGGUGUUGCUGUAAGAAGGUCCUCCAUAGUACAUGUGGCAGGGCUCAAGCUGCAUUGUAAUAGAAGUUUUAUAUUUCAAAGAGAUGUUAAGCUUCUUCCGGAAGAGUCAGGAUCCCAAGAAGAUACCAGUGACAUGUAAAGAAGCAGAUGGUUUUGUUCUUCUGGACAAUACAGUUAAUGAAGAAAGGAAUGGCUCUACAGAUAAAACUUCAUUAUACGUGACUGGAUCUGAGGGUGAUCAGACUUCACAGACAAAUUCAGGCGCUCAGUCAAAGUUGACAGACACCGAGGUGGACACAGAAAAAAAUCAGAAUGUGGAAGGCAGUUCUUCUACAUUGGAACUUCUCAGUGAUAUACCUUUCACUCUUGCACCACAUGUCUUAGCAGUACAAGAUACCUGCAAUGACUUCUCCAGACAUUUGCUCUCUUGUGAUGUAAAUGACAAUCUAACAAGAUUUUGGUAUGAUUUUACACUAGAAAACUCAGUGUUGUGUGAGUCGUAAUUGAGUCACUUAAUUUAAAUAUGCACUUUGAUCGCUUGAAGUAGUAGUAUGUGCAGGUGUAACAUGUUAAGUAGUCCUGUUUCUCUGUGAUGUACCAUCAGAACAGCGUCCAGUAAAUAUUAAAAUUUCCCAUCCUUUGUGAUGUUUCUACUAAAGUACCUAAUCUGGCAGCUCUGCUACAAUAAAUAUAAUUUGAAUUCUUUAAAGCAAUCUAGCAGGCAUUUUCUUUUCUAAAAAGGCUAACCCAUUAUUAACAUUAGUUCAGAGCAGGCUUUCACAAUAUUUUUACCCAGGAGGAAUUCUUGAAAUAAUGUCCUUUUCUCAGGUAAUCCCUGCAUAGAAUUAUUGUAUCUACAGCUAAAAACAAUAUUUGUCUAAGAUUUACAACAUAGUUUACUUUACACCAUUUUAUGAAUCCAUAGCACUGUUGCAAAGUGGAAUCAAAUUCUAAUAGUAAAAAUGGGAAAAUGUAUAUCUGGGCACUAGCAAGAGUGCUCCAGUACAAAUUUGGCACUUCUGAUGCACAAUAAGUACUUGUAUUGUGCUUUGGCACUUCCAGACCCUAGCUGGUGUCUAAAUGUGCACUGUGGAGCACUGGAAGGCACAUUAAUGCUUAUUGUGUAUCAAAUCAUAAUGCAUCAGUCACUCCACUGGCUAUCACUGUGCAAUGGAUACCUGUAUAUUUGAAUGCCAUGAGUGCCCUUAUGUGACUAUGGACAUUGUUAAACUAUUCAUUUCAGUUUUGUGCUUGAGAAACCCUGGUUUACACUUUAUAUUUUCUGAAAUAUAUUUUCACAUAUUAUAUCAGUUUGCAUUUUGAUUUUAUAAAUGGACAGUGUGCGUGUGAUGGUGAAUAAAUCAUUUAAUUUUGCUGAAAUAGCUUUGAAAUGCUGUCAACAGUAAAUAAAAUGAAAAAAAUACUGAAUAAUCCACAACUCCAUAUGCAACUGAUUUUAUACAUCCAUGGUGCAAAAUGUGUUGCAGCCACAUUACUGUCUCUUGUCUUGGGGUUUUCAGAAAGUGUUUCAUAGAAACAUGCAGUUUUACAUUUGUUGCUUACUCUCAUUUCUACAUAUGGUCCUGAUUUAUGUUAAUUAAUUUUUCCAUUGCAAACCUUCAUAGCUACUAGAUACAUUAAAAUCUGUGAGUGUAUUGAUGACCACUAUUCAUUUUUCAGUGAAAGAUGGAAAAAGUGAUUUAGCUAUCUGGGAUUUAACUGUUGGGAAACAUCAGAUAGUUUCAUGUCCUCUGGAUUAGAUAAUGUCAUAUUCGUUUCAGAUCUCUUCAUUUCACUUAAUUAUCUGUUGACUUUUUCUCAUUAUUGUGAAGUAUAUGAACAAUUAUUAGUUAUAUGAAAGAUUUCUUUAUUUUAUUUUUUCCAAGGCGUUAGAUGAGGAAAGGAUAUACUUGUACUGUGCCAAAGGUAAGGCUCUUAGAGGAAAUGUGCAACGUGGGUAUUUAAAAGCUUGAAUUGUGUUUUUUUUCAGAUUAAUUUUCUUUAGUUUCAAAAUAUGGUGGUAAAUGCAAUAGAUGAAAAUUUUUAUUCACUUCAGUUGUAAAAACUUAAGAUUAAAAAAAUGUGUGAAGUGUGUGUUGAAUAAAAGCUAUGUUUAAAUGUGCUCUCCCUUUGUCUUUACAUGUGAGAUUUCUUUCUAUGUUUAUUUGAUAACAUGUCACAGGACUAUAAUAAAAUUAGUAAAUGAGAGAUUAUUUGUUUUUAUUAAAUGAAACAUAUUUCUUGAAUGUCCUCAUUUGUUACAAAUUCUGUUUUAUGAUGCAAGUCUAUCAACAGCAAAACUGUAAGAGGUGUUUUAGGGUAAUUUUUUUAUUUACCCAAAGGAAGGAACUAAACAAUAUUAUUAGGCAGGUAUAAUGUAUUCUGCAUUUCCUGGCAAGUGGGGAGCAUAAUCCCUCUUUAUCUGUGUGUAUAUCUGUGUUGUAUAUCAAAUUAAUUAAAUUUAGCAUGAAAUCAAUCAGAGUUUGGCCUCUUCAAAAACGAUACUGCUACUAUUACUAGUUUCACCGAUAGAUAUUGUUGUAGAAUUAUUUUGUUGCAUAUAUGCAUGAGCACUCACAAAUAUGAGCAAAUAUAAAUGCCCACACAGAAAGCAUUCUAUUAUAAUUUCUAUUAUAAUUAAGACUAAGUUUCAUAGUAUAUGAUAUGACCUUGGUUCCUGUAAAAUUAAUUUGUACAAUGAAUAAAUUGUUAUGUUGCUUGUUGGACUGUAGCUUUGGAUUGUGUUGCUUGUUGUGAAAUGCAUUGUUAAUGUAUUUUGUAAAAAUAUGAAAUCAAUGGAAAUACAAAACAAUAAAAAUGAACACUGUGAAAUUGC
Anolis carolinensis (green anole) is the source of this 2940-nucleotide messenger RNA. RefSeq names its product UBAP1-MVB12-associated (UMA) domain containing 1 (gene umad1). The transcript has 4 exons. The record is from RefSeq and is a predicted model, not a curated record. The coding region runs from base 137 to 607 and encodes 156 amino acids. Lineage: Eukaryota; Metazoa; Chordata; Lepidosauria; Squamata; Anolidae.